AUGAUAUGGUUUUUAAUAAUAUUCAUUUCUUUUAUUAUUAUUCUUAUAUCGAGCCAUUCAAAAGUAGGCUUCCCUUUGAUUUUAGUAAAGAUUUUAAAUCUACUCCUCCAUAAUUUACGAAUUCUCCUUUCAAAAUAAGAGCAUUUUCAGCUUAAAGCACUGGUGUCUAGGAUAUUCUAAGGAUUGUAAAGGGGUUAGCUAAAUAAGUUAUAAAUAAAUAAUACUUUCUAAAAGGGCAUUGUUAGCAAAUAUAAAUUAGUAUAAAAUAUCUUAGUUAGAACGAAAAAUUAAUUGUUUGAUGAAAGUCUUAAACUAAAAUUAGUUCAUUUACUAUGUAAUCAUCUUAAUAUAUAUAUUAUAGAAUAAAUUAACAAGGAUAAAAAUAAGCCAACAGAAUAAGAAAAAUUAGUGAAUGUUCGAAUCUCUAUAGCCAAGACCAAUAAAGGGUUCAUAAUUAUAUUAAUAGGCAAAACUGCAUUAUAAGUUUAUGAAAAUGAAUAGGAUGUUAUAGAACAAGAAUAAUAUGUUUAGAAUUUGGUCGGUACUUAUUUUUAUAAAGGAUGA
Molecule: messenger RNA, 564 nt
Organism: Paramecium sonneborni
Lineage: Eukaryota; Ciliophora; Oligohymenophorea; Peniculida; Parameciidae
Source: the annotation of a GenBank genome assembly